Molecule: messenger RNA, 1013 nt
Organism: Paramecium pentaurelia
Lineage: Eukaryota; Ciliophora; Oligohymenophorea; Peniculida; Parameciidae
Source: the annotation of a GenBank genome assembly
AAUGCAACCAAAAUUGUAAAAAUUGAACUAAUUUCUUAGGACUGAUCUUUGUAAGCAUUUUUUAGAUACAAAUGAGAGACCUUAGAAUUCAAUAAAGAAAUACAAACCAGAAGAACGUUUUGAAGAUUAUCCAAAAUCAAAAGAACUAAUUAGAUUAAAAAGUGAGUUAAUUAAGAAACAUAAUCAUCCUCCAAAUUAUAUAAAGGCUGAUUUAAGAUCAUUUGAUUUGUAAUAAUUGGGCAAAGUAUUAUUUGUUAUUAUUAAAUAAUAGUUUGAUGUAAUUCUAAUAGAUCCACCUUGGUCAGAAUAUGCUAAAAGAUUGAUGUAGGCAAAUAUGUAGGUUAAAGAGCAUCAAUAAUCUUGGACUUUAGAAGAAUUGAAACAAUUACAUAUUGAUAAAAUUGCAGAUAUUCCAAGUUUUAUCUUCUUAUGGUGUGGAUCUGAACAUUUAGAUGAUGGUAGAGAGUUAUUUAAAACUUGGGGAUUCAAAAGAUGUGAAGAUAUUGUUUGGUUGAAAACUAAUAAAGAUCAUUCAAAAUAAAAUUAAUAUGUUGCUGGAUAAGAUUAUGGAGACAAUUUGUUUAGAAGAGUAAAAGAACAUUGUUUAGUUGGUUUGAGAGGAGAUGUAAAAAGAGCAUCUGAUUAACAUUUCAUUCAUGCUAAUAUAGAUACAGAUGUUAUUAUAACUGAAGAGGAAGUAAUGGGAUCCACUAAAAAACCAGAAGAAUUAUAUGAGAUUAUAGAGAGAUUUUGUUUAGGAAGAAAAAGAAUUGAAUUAUUUGGAGAAAUACAUAAUAUUAGAGAUGGUUGGUUGACUAUUGGAUCAUAAUUAAGAGAUACUAGAUAAAUGCCAUAAUAAUAUAAUUCUUAUUUCUAAUAAGAAUAAUUUAGUGAAGAAAAACCAUUCAUGGGUCCUAGGUAUUUAUAAACUACAAUUGAAAUUGAAAAUUUGAGACCUAAAUCCCCUCCAAAAGAACAAUAAUAAUAAUAACCACAAACAUAUUUUUAUUGAG